UUAGCUGACACUUUUUAUAUUGAUGCUGUCUUGGAUCUUUUGGAGAAGGGAGAAAAAAAAACUUUAGCAAAUCAGUUCUUUCAUUCAUCAGUGGAAUUUGACGGUGGGGGGGGGUGCUAUUUUAGCUAGGCUUUUUGACAAUCCCUGAUUUAAUGUUUUUGCUGUGGUGAGGACAGUAGCUUCACAAAUUUUGUGAAAAUCUGAGCAAUGGAGGGUGUUGUUCAGGGGGAAACAGAGUGCAGUUGUUUAAAUAAUCCUGGGCCAAUAAGCAUUUAGUAGGUGGAGUUACUGUUAUGUGCAUUUACAGAGCAAAAUAAUUCUGAAUGAAGACUUUAAACACCACACGUGCAGACGGGCUCUGGUUCUGCUCUUUGUGAGAACAAAACAAGUGUGACUAGGUGACUAGGUUUUGCUUACUGUCCACUGGUGACUGCAGCUUGCUUGAUAAGAUUUUUAAAAAUAUACAUGUAAAGGAUUUAUCAGAAGCCUUAUGAAUAUUUCAUGAGUUGAUAUAUUCAACUGAAUGAAUUCAGUGAAUGUCAGUGUGUAGCUUGCAGACGAACCUCAUCCACAAGGAGGCUACUGACAUAGGAAGCACUUUGGCGCAUUUUCAGAGGCAAAGCCAGGCUGAUAAAGCUCCUUGUGACAGCCUGACUUGCCAUUCUUCGAGUAUGCUGCUCUUGCUCUAAGCAGCUCAUACAUUGGAGCCUCAGCUUCCUAAAUUAAACUGGAAAUAGUUUGCAGACUUACCAGCCUUCUAACCUGCAGCUGUAUCUCUGGUAUGUUUGAGGUUUUUGUUUUGGAUGGUGAAAGCUAGCCCUCCACAUAAGACAUGACAGCAAAAGAUUCUUCCAAGGAACUUACUGCUUCUGAAUCUGAGGUUUGCAUAAAGACUUUCAAGGAGCAAAUGCACUUGGAACUUGAGCUUCCGAGACUACCGGGAAACAGACCUACAUCUCCUAAAAUUUCUCCACGCAGUUCACCAAGGAACUCACCAUGCUUUUUCAGAAAGUUGCUGGUGAAUAAAAGCAUUCGGCAGCGUCGUCGCUUCACUGUGGCUCAUACAUGCUUUGAUGUGGAAAAUGGCCCUUCCCCAGGUCGGAGCCCGCUGGACCCCCAGGCCAGCUCUUCCUCUGGGCUUGUCCUCCAUGCCACCUUCCCUGGGCACAGUCAGCGCAGAGAGUCCUUUCUCUACAGGUCAGACAGCGACUAUGACUUGUCACCAAAGGCGAUGUCGAGAAACUCUUCACUUCCAAGCGAGCAACAUGGCGAUGACUUGAUUGUGACACCUUUUGCCCAGGUCCUUGCCAGUUUGCGAAGUGUGAGAAACAACUUCACUGUACUGACCAACCUUCAUGGAACAGCCAACAAGAGGUCCCCAGUGGCUAGUCAGCCUCCUGUCUCCAGAGUCAACCUGCAAGAAGAAUCUUAUCAAAAAUUAGCAAUGGAAACGCUGGAGGAAUUGGACUGGUGCUUAGACCAGCUAGAGACCAUACAGACCUACCGUUCCGUCAGCGAGAUGGCUUCUAACAAGUUCAAAAGGAUGCUGAACCGGGAGCUGACACACCUCUCAGAAAUGAGCCGAUCGGGGAACCAGGUGUCUGAAUACAUUUCAAACACUUUCUUAGACAAGCAGAAUGAUGUGGAGAUUCCAUCUCCCACCCAGAAAGACAGAGAGAAAAAGAAAAAGCAACAACUCAUGACACAGAUAAGCGGAGUGAAAAAACUGAUGCAUAGUUCGAGCUUAAACAAUACAAGCAUCUCACGCUUUGGAGUCAACACAGAAAAUGAAGAUAAUCUGGCCAAGGAGCUGGAAGACCUGAACAAAUGGGGCCUUAACAUCUUCAAUGUGGCUGGAUAUUCACACAAUAGGCCCCUAACAUGCAUCAUGUAUGCCAUAUUCCAGGAAAGAGACCUCCUAAAGACUUUCAAAAUCUCCUCUGAUACAUUUGUAACUUACAUGAUGACUUUAGAAGACCAUUACCAUUCUGAUGUAGCAUAUCAUAACAGCCUACAUGCUGCUGAUGUAGCCCAGUCAACCCAUGUUCUUCUUUCAACACCAGCAUUAGAUGCCGUCUUCACAGAUUUGGAAAUCCUGGCUGCCAUUUUCGCAGCUGCGAUCCAUGACGUUGAUCAUCCCGGAGUGUCCAACCAGUUUCUCAUCAACACAAAUUCAGAACUUGCUUUGAUGUAUAAUGAUGAAUCUGUGUUGGAAAACCACCAUCUGGCCGUGGGUUUCAAACUACUGCAAGAAGAGCACUGUGACAUCUUUCAGAAUCUCACCAAGAAGCAGCGUCAGACGCUCAGGAAAAUGGUUAUCGACAUGGUGUUAGCAACUGAUAUGUCCAAACAUAUGAGCCUGCUGGCAGACCUGAAGACAAUGGUGGAAACAAAGAAAGUUACAAGCUCAGGUGUUCUUCUGCUGGACAACUAUACUGAUCGCAUACAGGUCCUUCGCAACAUGGUACACUGUGCAGACCUGAGCAACCCCACCAAGUCAUUGGAAUUGUAUCGGCAAUGGACAGACCGCAUCAUGGAGGAAUUUUUCCAGCAGGGAGACAAAGAGCGGGAGAGGGGAAUGGAGAUUAGCCCAAUGUGUGAUAAGCACACAGCUUCUGUGGAAAAAUCUCAGGUUGGUUUCAUUGACUACAUUGUCCAUCCACUGUGGGAGACCUGGGCAGAUCUGGUGCAGCCUGAUGCCCAAGACAUUCUGGAUACACUAGAAGAUAACAGGAACUGGUAUCAGAGCAUGAUCCCCCAGAGUCCCUCCCCACCGCUGGAUGAGCAGAACAGGGACUGCCAGGGGCUGAUGGAGAAAUUUCAAUUUGAACUGACCCUUGAAGAGGAGGAUUCUGAAGGACCUGAAAAAGAGGGAGAGGGCCACAGCUAUUUCAGCAGCACAAAGACACUUUGUGUGAUUGACCCAGAAAAUAGGGAUUCACUGGGAGAGACUGAUGUAGACGUUGCCACAGAAGACAAGUCCCCGAUUGACACAUAAUCUCCCUCAGUGUAGAGAUGGACAUUCCACCCCUGACAAGCAUGCCAGCUAUAUGGUAGGGCCAGCCCACCCCAGGGGCCAAGGCCUGCACAGGACAAGGGCCAUGUGGCUUUUCCAGUUACUUGAGUUUGGAGCCAGAGUGCAAGACCGUGAAGCAAAUAGCAGCUCAGGAAAUUCCACGGUUGACUUGCCUUCCUUGCAAGCUUGGUGGAGAGCUGAAGCUUUAUGUGGUACUGGAGGCCAAGUUCAGAUCAUGACUAAUGGCUUGAAAAUAGAAGACACAAAACUGAGAGAUUUUUCUGCACUAAGUUUUGGGAAUCUGUCCCUGCUAGUGACUGAACUAAUACGUUCAUUUAUAAAUCUGCUCACCUGUCCCUUUGUCUGCCAACCUGUGUGCCUUUUUUUGUAAAACAUUUUCAUGUCUUUAAAAAUGCCUGUUGAAUACCUGGAGUGUAGUAUCAACUUCUACACAGAUAAGCAUUCAAAGCUGACAAACUUUUUUGACUCUUUCUGAAAAAAAAGGAAAGAAAAUGGUCUUCCUUCUUUCUUGGGCAAUAUCUUUCACUUUACUACAGUUACUUUUGCAAAUAGAAAGGAUACACUUCUAACCACAUUCUACUUCCUUUCCCUGUUGUUCCUUCCAAGUCCACAGUUGCCCUACAACUUAUCUCUGUUUGCCUGCUUUGAACAGUGUUUUUUCUCCUCUGGAGUUUUACAUUUUUGCUCUCAACAGAAUAAAGUUGAACAAAUGCAGGGGUAGGAAGAGGUGGUUGUGUUGUUCACAGUUACAGUCUGUGUGAAAAGCAGCCUAAAAAGGCAGUGUGUCGUGUGGUGUCCACUGGGAGUCGCACGGCCCUGUCCUGUCCUCUCCCUCCUCUCUUCACUCUCACACCCAGUUACGCCAUUUCCAAUUCAAUGCUGCCAUCUCUCUUGCACUGCCUUCCUGCUAACACCUCCAUUUCUGUUUAUAACCGUGUAUUUAUUACUUAAUGUAUAUAAUGUAAUGUUUUGUAAGUUAUUAAUUUAUAUAUAUCUAACAUUGCCUGCCAAUGGUGGUGUUAAAUUUGUGUAGAAAACUCUGCCUAAGAGUUGCAACUUUUCUUGUAAUGUUUUGUAUUGUGUAUUAUAUAACCUGAACAUCGCUGAGAGAGACAUAGGGCCCCGUCACCAGUGAAGACACAGUGGGCUUUUACUCAGAGGGCCUGCCCUUUUACCAGUCUGAGUUGCUAAUACUGUGUAACCCUUUACAAACCAGUUUUGGAAACAGGAUUCUCACAUUACAUACUAAAUGGUUUAUAUGAGCUUUUACUUUUGUAUAGUUUCAUAGGGAUGGGGGGCAACAAGAUAUGGUUUUCACCCUGUUCUAUCCAACUCUACGUAUGCAUGAGUUGGGUAACAACUGGGUUUUACUAUAAUCGUGGCUUCAGUUUAAAAAGCAACACUACAUUUGUGCACAGAUGGUUCUGAGUGUUACCAGACUACUGACUUUGCAAAGAAAGCCUCCUGCCUGCCAUUAAGCAGGAAUGUCAUGUUCCAAUUAAUUACAAAAAGAAAACAAUAAAACAAUGUGAAUUUUUUAAUACAAUGUGAAAUAAUGUAGUAAAUUAUGCAAAUGUGAAGCUUCUGAUAACACUUGUUAGGUCUCUUAUUGGCUUCAGUCUCAGUUUGUAGAAUAUAUUUCAUGCGUUCAGUUCAGCAUUGUGACACAUAGUUAAAGAAAUGGCACAAACGUGCAUGACCAAUGGGUUUGUAUGUCUAUGAACACUGCAUUAUUUCAGGUGGACAUUUUAUUGUUUCCCAAAGUAUCUCACAAUGUAUGUUGUAGUACUAUUAUUAUAUAUUGUGUUCAAAUGCAUUCUUAAGAGACUUUUCUAUGAGGUGAAUAAACAAAAGCAUGAUUAGA
Molecule: messenger RNA, 4901 nt
Organism: Phyllostomus discolor (pale spear-nosed bat)
Lineage: Eukaryota; Metazoa; Chordata; Mammalia; Chiroptera; Phyllostomidae
Gene: PDE4B
Product: phosphodiesterase 4B
Exons: 15
Coding region: 833-2998 (721 amino acids)
Biological process (GO): signal transduction
Cellular component (GO): nucleus; perinuclear region of cytoplasm; cytosol
Molecular function (GO): 3',5'-cyclic-AMP phosphodiesterase activity; transmembrane transporter binding
Source: RefSeq, a predicted model, not a curated record